This is a messenger RNA of Salvia hispanica, 1355 nucleotides long. RefSeq names its product GDSL esterase/lipase At1g54790-like. The record is from RefSeq and is a predicted model, not a curated record. Lineage: Eukaryota; Viridiplantae; Streptophyta; Magnoliopsida; Lamiales; Lamiaceae. Gene Ontology annotation, molecular function: hydrolase activity, acting on ester bonds.
CUACAAACAACAAGAUAUGGUCAAAUAUUCAACAUGUCUUCGACCACUUGUACCUUGCUCAUUAACAUCAUCAUUAUCUUCAUCUUCUCUACAGCAGCCACCGCCGUUGAUUUCAGCUAUCCGGCUGUUUUCAACUUCGGCGACUCCAAUUCCGAUACGGGCAACCUAGUGGCCGGCCUGGCCCUCAACCUUGAGCCUCCCUACGGCCAGACUUACUUCCACAAGCCCUCGGGCCGGUCCUGUGAUGGCCGCUUGAUCAUCGACUUUCUAAUGGACGCGAUGGACUUGCCCUUCUUGAAUCCAUAUUUGGAUUCAAUUGCUGCGCCAAUUUUCAAAAGAGGCUGCAACUUUGCUGCUGCAGGCGCCACCACUUUCCCUCCCCCGACCUCGGGUUGCCCGUUUUCGUUCGACAUUCAAGUCGCUCAGUUUCUGAGGUUCAAAGCAAAAGCUGUGGAUAUCCUCACAAAAUCCAGGAAAUAUGACAAAUACCUGCCCGCUCAGGAUUACUUCGCAAAGGCACUCUACACGUUCGACAUAGGCCAGAAUGACCUCACAGGCGCCUUCUACUCCUACGAGACGCUCGAUCAAGUUCUCGCUUAUAUCCCAAUCAUUUUAUCAGCAUUCCAAGAUGGGAUUCAGAAACUGUACGACCAAGGGGCUAGAAACUUGUGGAUUCACAACACCGGCCCCCUCGGCUGCUUGCCUCAAAAUAUUGCAACAUACGGAGGUGAUGAUGAGCUUGGAUGUGUCACCUCUCAAAAUCAAGCUUCAAAGCACUUCAACUUGCAAUUGCACGCUCUCUGUAAAAAGUUGCAGGGGCAGUAUCAAGAUGUAAAUGUCACAUACGUUGACAUUUACUCGAUCAAGUCCAACCUCAUUGCAAACUACUCUAGAUAUGGAUUCGAGCAGGCGUUGAUGGCGUGCUGCGGGUAUGGAGGACCGCCAUUGAACUACGAUGCACGGAUUUCCUGCGGUGAGACAAAGGUUUUGAAUGGGAGUUCAGUGAGGGCCAAAGGAUGCAAUGACAGUACAAAAUACAUAAGCUGGGAUGGAACCCAUUACACUGAUGCUGCAAAUCAGUAUGUUGCCUCUCAGAUUCUCACUGGAAAGUACUCUGAUCCACCACUUCCUGACAAAAUGCCUUUCCUUCUAAACCUCAAAUAGUCUACUCCUAUUCCACGAAGCCAUGGCUGUGCACAUGUUUUGAAGUGGUAAGUCAUGACAUGAAUGAAUGUUAUUAUGUAUACAAAUGUCUGAAUUCGACAAGAUUAUAUCUGUAGGCAGCAUCAGCCGACGAUGAUUUUCAUAGAUCACACACAUGCUUGAACCUUCAAUAAACCCAUAAUUGUUUUUCA